Gasterosteus aculeatus aculeatus (three-spined stickleback) is the source of this 2168-nucleotide messenger RNA. NCBI's taxonomy places the organism in Eukaryota, Metazoa, Chordata, Actinopteri, Perciformes, Gasterosteidae. The record is from RefSeq and is a predicted model, not a curated record.
GUUCAGAAGCUGGAGCUGACGGGGACGAGGACGGUGCCACUGAGGGCGGAGUCGGAGAGCAACCUGGCGUGUGCGGGGCUGAAAAACAAGCGCACCUCUUUUAGACAGUCGCUGGCCGUCUGCAGUGAGCGCGCUCAGGUGGGUUUCCUGAACCCUCUGCUGCGUCGCACGGCCUCGGCUAAGAUCUCCCUGAGACGAGCUCCUUCCUCUCUGUUCAUCGAGCAUGGGAAGGUCUUCCAGAGGAGGAAGCAUCACGAUGACAGCGGCACCGUACAACUACUCGUACAUCUUCAAGUACAUCAUCAUCGGUGACAUGGGAGUGGGGAAGAGUUGUCUGCUGCAUCAGUUCACUGAAAAGAAAUUCAUGGCGGACUGUCCCCACACCAUCGGGGUGGAGUUCGGGACCAGGAUCAUGGAGGUCAACGGUCAGAAGGUGAAACUGCAGAUUUGGGACACGGCCGGUCAGGAGCGCUUCAGGGCCGUCACCAGGUCGUACUACAGGGGGGCCGCCGGGGCCCUCAUGGUGUAUGACAUCACCAGGAGAAGUACUUAUAAUCACCUCAGCAGCUGGUUGACGGACGCAAGAAACCUGACCAACCCGAACACGGUGAUCAUCCUCAUCGGGAACAAGGCCGACCUGGAGGCCCAGAGGGACGUGACCUACGAGGAGGCCAAACAGUUCGCGGAGGAGAACGGGUUACUGUUCCUGGAGGCCAGCGCCAAGACAGGGGAGAACGUGGAGGAGGCGUUCCUGGAAGCCGCCAAGAGGAUUUACCAGAACAUCCAGGAUGGCAGCCUGGACCUGAACGCGGCCGAGUCGGGGGUUCAGCACAAACCCUCAGCACCGCAGGGGGGCCGCCUCAACGCCGACAGCCAGCCCCCCAAAGAGGGCUGCAGCUGCUAACCACAGAUACAGACCCCCCACUAGACCCCCCCCCAAUGCAGACUGGGUUCACACUUACCCGUGAAGCCAAAACCUCCAGCCCCUCAAGACCACCAGAUCAGGAAAACCACCACGAAUCCAGUACCCACAAAGACGCGUGUGUGGUCCGGUCCUGGACCAGCUCACUACACGACCUUUGAUCCCCGAAAUCCAGAGCCUCCCCCUGACCGGGUCCCACUAGGGGGUUUAAUGUGCGCCGGUCUACGGCUCGGCGCUUAGUGAGACCCCCUCGCGCCCACAUCUAGACCACCAACCAACAGCAGCAUCUCAAAGAGGUGAUCCGUCCCCUGUGGAGCCAGAUAUCAUCUAACGUGUCUCCUUGAAGGUCCAACUAAUGUCCCGUGUGUCAAUCACAUCGUCUGUCUUAAUUCCAGUUAACUGUAAACACGGAUCGGACCAAACCCUUCGAAGAACCAGAACCCAGUGACCCCCAGUCAGCUCGAGGUCAACGGCGUCCUUUUUAUUAUCCUGAAUAUUUCUGUUCUGAAUCUAAAAAUCCUUUGUUAUUUAUCAUACAUGUAACAUGUAACAUGUUUGAUGAGUAAACGCAUAAUUAUUGUAUGAACUUAUCUUUGACCCGCUCACACGCCACGUCGGUCGGGUCCAGGUCUCGUCUGGUUCAGUGUCCCGCUCACACCCGGUGUUCUUAACUCGUCACUACGUCUGAGGGGUAUUUUCAACUGUUUGAGGGGGCGGGGCUUCUCCGCUCGCCGUCUUCUGAUUGAUGGACAGACGCCGCCUUCGUUUUGUGAGUGAAGCUCCUCCUCCUCACUUUAAGAAAAACCUCCCUCGGCCCCCCGGGGGGCGACCCACCGAACGCCAACGUUCACUAACGCGCGUUGGCUCCUCCCUCGGCCCCCCGGGGGGCGACCCACCGAACACGCUCAGCUCUUUUUUUAAACUUCCCUCUUCUGGUUCUGACGAAUCGACUAAAGUCUGAAUGCAACCAAGCGUCAUUUUUAAAUCAGUGUUUGUAAGAACUUAAGUCCUCACAGCUCUGAAACAUGAGCGUGAAUUAAUCAUAAACUUGGGUCAGAGUGAGUAAAUUAACGCUUUGAACAUUUCAUUCUUCUCCUUCAGUAAUGUCGGAUUUUUUUUCUGUCUAAGUAAAAAACACAUAACUGCUUAUGAGUCUCUGACUAUUUAUAUUCUAAAUGUGUGAUUCUCUCUGGCUGAAGCUCGGAGGUUCAGCCGUUUGUAAAUAAAGUAUAUAUAUAAAAUGUGA